Molecule: messenger RNA, 6350 nt
Organism: Argiope bruennichi
Lineage: Eukaryota; Metazoa; Arthropoda; Arachnida; Araneae; Araneidae
Gene: Gapvd1
Product: GTPase-activating protein and VPS9 domain-containing protein 1-like
Exons: 25
Coding region: 207-4934 (1575 amino acids)
Biological process (GO): vesicle-mediated transport; regulation of GTPase activity
Cellular component (GO): cytosol; endocytic vesicle
Molecular function (GO): guanyl-nucleotide exchange factor activity; small GTPase binding
Source: RefSeq, a predicted model, not a curated record
CCGAACGUCAACUAAACGAUCUUCGAGGAGAAGUUAUGUUUUUGCAAGUGGGUGGGCUAGACAAUAUUAUUGACUUGUAAAUAUGUGGAUAUUUAUUAUAGUUAAUAAUAUCAAUUUUCCCAUCUAAAAUUCUCAAUAAAUAAAUGACAUGAUAAGACUUUGCUUGUUUUAAAGGACAUUAUUGUUCUCAGUGUAGUUGUAUAGAUAUGUCAUCCAGAAUGGAUCUAAUGGAUCUUGCACGUCACUUAAGGCAGGAAGCUUUAUUUGUUCAAUCAGAAAAACAAAAUCUACAAUCAUUAAAUGAAAAGGUUAUGAAAACUGCAGAGAAUUUAUAUCAUCUAUCAUGGAUAGCUCGCCAGCAACGUCAGACCCUUGAUAACUUGUUACUCUCUCAUACAGAUUCAAAUCUGGCAUCUUGUUAUCAGCGCUCAAAUGUGGUUGAAACUGCAAAUUUCAUUGAUUCUUACAAACAACUUGGGAUAAAUGAUUGUAAUUUUUCGGAAUUUCUGCAACAGUUGAGAGAGAAUCCUAAAAUUCUUGCUUCAUGUCUCAAUUAUGGAGAAAAGAUUGAUUUAAGUGCAAUGCACCAAAUAGUAAACAUUAUUAUGGCUGCUAUAUAUGGAAACUGCAUUUUGCCAGAGGAUGAAGUUCAUGCACUGGUCUUGUUGAAAGAGCUUAUGUCACUCCAACUUGCUAUGAGUGAUAACCCAAGAAGGUUAUUAAGACAUGGUUCCUGUGCUUUUAGUCGUUUUUAUAAGAUAUUCAGUGAGUGUCUGUUCAGUGCCAAAAUCUUCCUCACUGCAGCACUCCAUGAGCCUAUAAUGAAUCUCUUAAUGGAAGAUGAUUUGUUUUUGGAUAUCGAUCCCAGCAAAGCUGCUGUGCGAUUUCAUCCCCAAGAGCGACUGCAACAUUUUGGAAAGGAGGGCACACCUGAGUAUGCUGCGUCUCUCCAAAAUUACCGUAAUUGGACCGUAAAGAAACUGGUCAAUAUUACCAAUCGCUUUAUUGAAGAGAUACGCAACAAUCUCUACUGCUUUCCCCAGAGCUUGUCAUGGUUAGCUCGUCAAAUGUACAACAUCCUUAUGAAAGCAAAGCGAGUGGAAGUCAGGGAAGUUGGGGCUAUGUGUGCUGACCUUGUAUUUGCAUUCUUCAUUUGCCCAGCUAUUGUUGAUCCUGAAUCUUAUGGAAUAACAGAUAUUCCAAUAAGCUAUAUUGCCAGAUUUAAUUUGAUGCAAGUAGCUCAAAUUCUCCAAGUUUUAGCUAUGUCUAAGUGGGAGGAAAUAGAUCCAAAGCUUAUGGAUUUAUAUGGAAAAUUUGAAAAGGAUUGUAUGUCUUCAUUGUUAGAUUUAAUAUUAGAAGGCAGCACUACUGACUCACCUGCAGAUUUAGUAAACCAAUUUCAGGAUCUUAAUAGAUCAGCUAUUCUCAUAACAGAAUCAGAACUGCAUUCAUUGGUGUCCUUUUUGAAAACUAUUGAGGCUGAAUCUUCAGACCCAAUAUUGAAAAAAACUUUAUAUACAAUGGUAAACCAUCUUCCAAUGCUUCAAGUAAAUGGUCCCUCUAUGCAAAAUGGAAAUCUAGGAAGUCCUGGAAUAAUUUCAAAUUCUUCUGACAAUCAGCCAAUGACACCAUCUACAAAAAGGAGCUUUCUUGGUAAAGUUGGUCGUAAAAGUUCAAAAUUACCAAGUAAUAUGAUGUUAAAUUCCGAUAACCACGCUGAUGAAACCAAUGGUUUGCCAGAAGUUGAUGCUACUGUAGCAGCUAAAACACAGUUAGAGGAUGUCUUGGUUGUACCUAUUUUGGGUAUUGAUUUUGAUUGCCCAGGAAUGUUAACAGAGGAUAAAGUGUUGGCUAUGGAAUCUCAAAAGAAAAAAGCAUCCCUGGAAAAUGGUAGUUUAUUAGAAGAAAGCGAUACUUUGAGUGUUGGUCCAGAAAUAAUCGAGAAGAGGACGAGAUUCUCUCUUUCACAAGAUCAGGAAUCUGUUGGCACCAGUGAUAAUCUAGAAGCUGUGUCUGAAGCUGCUUCUAAUCAUUCAGUGGCUUCUUCACUCGAUUUGGAAAAUGAGAAUGAAAACGACAAUUUGUCGGAUAUGGUAUCUGCAAAUGUUAGUGGCCGAGGGACGCCGAAUGUUAGUGGCCGAGACACUCCAUCAUCUCAACUUGAAGGUGAAGAUCGUGAACAGAGACCUCUCGAUUUAGUACCUCCCAAUAGCAAACAAAAUCAAGAAGAUAUUGAAGAUAAAUUUGGAAAGUUUGAAAUUCAUCCCAUGAUGGAAGGAGAUGAAACAAAAUCAAUGGUCAGUGAUACUUGGAGCACUGAUGUUCUUGCUAGUGAUUCUGAAACAGUGGAACAAUCUGAUAUAUCAUCACAAAUGUCACAGAGUUGCUUGGAUCGAGCUUUAUUAGAUACUUCAGAAACUGCUAGUCAAAGUGAUGCCUGGAGCACUGAUGUCCUGGCUUCUGAUACUGAGAGACUCCAGGAUAUUGAUACUGAUGAUACAGCAAGUGUUGCUAGAUCAGAUGACACUGCUCGAUCAGAAGUUGAUGGUGAAUUAGCAACUGGCACAGAUGAUAUGAGAAUGGAACGGAAAGAUAUCUUAGACUCUGAUGCAAUGAGAGAUCCAUUUUUAUCUGAGGCAUUUGGCACAAGUGACAAUCCAGUUUUCAUGAAUGCUCAACAAAUGCCUGCAUCUGAUAACUUUUCCAGGGAACAAACAAAUUUUGAUGGAUCCAUGUUCCCAGAAAGGGAUAUGAGAGAGAACAUAUCUAUGUAUGAUUCUGAUUCUGAUUGCUUUAAAGUUCCUGAUCUGUUAUGUAUGGAUAUGGAAAAUACUUGCAAUGUGGAACCUAUUGAUCCUGAGGUCAGUCAAGCAGCCCACGAGGAAAGCCUAAGUAGCAUGCAAAGUUUAGGUCGUGUAAGCUUAGCUGUUCGUGAACUGCCUGAUGCUGGGGAUCAAGAAUCAGGUGUCACACUACUGGAUUCACUACAAGAAACUGUAUCCAUGCAAAAUUCACAGCAAACUCAUCGUUCAUCCAUAGUAGAUAUACUCUCCUUAGACCUGACUCGUACAUUGAACUUGCCAUCCACCUCCAGUGCAUCAACAGAUUCAGCAAUAUCAUCUGGAACUCCAACUGCUGAUUUUGAUCCAUUCUCCUGUAAGGUAGCAUCAAAAUCUUCCAUCAGCAAUGAUUCUUUUAAACCCAAACACUCAGCCAGUGAAAGAGGCUCCAAGCGAAAACUACAAGACUUUGGCCCUGAAGAAGUUUGUCCCCAGUUCCGUGCUGUCUCAUUGGCUGGAAAUUCUAGCAGUGGAACACAAAGCACAUUUGUGUCAUCUACCACAGAUCAGUCUGAUAUAUUUAAUUCCCGACUCAUGAAAGGCAUUUCUGCCCCAGCAGCCUCUAGUGGAGCUAUAUCAAAAUCCAUCAGCUUCCAUAAAAGCACAGAAGAUAUGGAUAUGGAAAUGGAUGACAAAUUUGGAGGCGAUAAGCAUAGAAGAAGUUUAUUUAAAUUAUCUGGAUUUCGCUUCACUUUCAAAGGGAGAAAUCGAAAAUCACAACAAUUUCGAUCAGAUGGAGAUAAAGAUAACCUGAAUGACAUUGAUAUGAGAACUGGAAAUCAACAAUCUCAAAGUUCAUUUGCAGAAAUGAGAGCACUACAACUUGAAUCCAGUGAUGAAAUUCUUGCCAAAUAUCGGAAAAAAUCUCCAGCUACAGCUGCAAGCACAACUUCAAAAUCUUCAGCUUCAGAAUACUCUGAUACUAUGAGCAAUGCAUCCGAUAAUGCCAUUUUAGAUGGCAAUCUUCAAAAUUUUGAUCCUGUAAACAUGGAGAAUUCAGCCAUCUUUUCAGAUGCUAAAUGCAAACUAAGGUUAGUGCUUGGUUCAGCAGACCUUCAGACAUUACCUUGGCUUAACCACUCUCGAGGACGCUCCAUAUCUGGUGCCUUGCAGCGGCUGCAAGAAAAUGAAUUAGUGGCCUUCCUUAAAGUUUUGUUAGCUGAAGCUAUUAACUUGCAGCAAAGACCACUCAUGGCUCACUUGCAUGAAGCUUUAAGAUGUGUUCGCAUGUUUGAUGAUAUUGGAUGCCAAAAGCUGUUUAAAUCCCUGAGAGAUGAUUAUAGGAAAAGGGCCCCUUAUGUUGCUUAUCUUGUUCGGUGUCGUCAAGGUCUCCUGUCAACUCUUUCUCACUUGGAGACGCUGACAGAAAGAGUGGAGAGGGAUAAGCAAGUCUGCAAUCAAUAUUUGAUUAUGACAAGUGUGCGGAUAUUUCUAGAAAAACAUGAUAGAUACUUGCAGCAUUUUGUCAGAUCUUUCCAAGAGCUUGUGGUAGCAGAUGAAAAGGCUAUAAAAGUUGAAGAAUUCUUGAAUUAUCUUUUCAACUAUGUGCAGAAUGACCCUAUGUGGCAGACUGCCAGCGCAAUGCAAAUAGAACAUGCCAAAGCUGUGAUUGAACACUCAGUGAUGAGUAGGAUUUACAUAUUUGCCCUCCAUCCAAAUGGUGAUGGAGAUGUUUUAAGAGAUAUAGUUCUUCAUGAACACAUGCAGAAAUUAUCUCAAGUCAUUACACCUAAUCAUAAAGAUCUGAGAAUUCCUAAGAUUUAUCAUUCUGAGUGCCCUUGGCCUUCAGCACGAGCAGAACUUAUUAACAUCAAUGCAUACAAGACGCCAAGGGAUAAAAUCCAAUGUGUUCUAAGAUGCUGUAAUACUAUCAUGAAUCUUCUGAGCAUGGCCAGCAACAAGUCUGUUCCUGCAGCAGAUGACCUCAUGCCAGUGCUUGUGUAUGUUCUAAUAAAAGCCAAUCCCCCUAAUCUGCUCUCGACAGUUCAGUAUGUCAACACAUUCUAUGAAAAACAGCUGGAAGGUGAGGAAGCAUACUGGUGGACACAGUUUGCUUCAGGAGUGGAAUUUAUAAAAAAUAUGGAUUAUUCAUAAAUGAACCUUGCCUAUUAUAUAUGCUAACUUUGUGGUUUAUUUUUCUUUGAAUCCAGCUAUGAAGUAAAUUAGAAAUUGUUUUAUACGGCAUCAGAUUUUAAAUAUACAUUUAUUGAAUUGUAUCCAAAAAAAUGUGUUGUGAGUUUUAUUGGAAUAUUCAUUAUAAUUCAAACUGAUUCAUUAUCUGUCUCAAUAAUUAAAUUGCUGUUGUUUUAAACAUGGUUAAAUGAAUUUUUUAUUUAAAAAUCUUCCGAUUUAUGAUUGAUGUGAUAGAAGGAAAUGGCUUGAAGCUAUGAGUUGUAACUAUUGUUUUAAUAUAUGAACACACACUCCUUAUAGCUAUCACUGUUAAAUUUAUUAGUAUUCAUUUGAACUUCUUGUUAAAUUGUUUUAGCUUGUUAAAUUUCUAUUUAAAGUAUUGUUUUGGAUUUGGAUAUUAAUUUAAUAUAAAAUAUUUCAAACAAAGUAUUUCAGAUUUCUUAUAAUAUUUCACUUUUUAUAAUGAACAUCUUGUUAACUUCUUUGAUCCCAGAAACAUUAGCUUAAAUUUUAUAGCAUUCUUAAUAAAGAAUUGAAUGUUUGAAAUUGAUCAUAAUUUUGAUUAUUGUUUUCCUGAUAUUAAUAAUGAUAAACUUUUUGUUCUAUUAAAGAUUAGCAAUGUAAACUGAUAAUUAUUUCAUUUGUGUGAAGAAGUAUUUGAAUUUUAGUAUAUUUCUGUAUGUAUAUGUUAUAUUAAUUUUUUUUAUGGCCAUUUAAAAAAAAUGGUUACACUUUUUUUUUUUUUCAUCCUCCCCGUAGGUUGUGCAGCAUCUGUAUAUUAAAAAAAAAAAAAACUUAGCUUAAUUUGCUGAAUAAAUAAGUGUAAUUUUUCCUUAAAUUUAUUAUAAACUCAAUUUGUAAAAGAAUUUUUCUUCCCUCAAUUUUAGACCCACACUCCAAGUAAAACUAAUAACUACAUAAAUUAUAAAAGCCUUGAAUGUACUGAUUUACAUAAAUUAAAUGCUUUUAUGCACUACAGUUAUGAGAAUUCAAUUUUUACACUUUAUUUUUUAUUAAAAAUGCAGUUGUUUCUUCCUCAUGUUAAUUCAUCAUUACACUUUAAUGUAAGAAUAAUUUAGCUUCAUAUUUUAUCUUUUAUUUUGAAGCUUUGAUGGUGAAUAUGUUGUUAUCGUUGAAAUAAUAAUUGAUCUAGGGAUAAGAGCAUAUUUUAAUCUUUCUCUCUCCUUAUUUCAUGAAUUAGUUGAGUAUUUUCUGAAAUGAGAUAUUUUAUACUUUAGAGAUUAUAUAUACACAAUAUAUAUAGAUUUGUCUUUUUCAUUAUUUGUUGAUGUCUGUUGUUAUUUUUUGCUUUAUGAUAUUUCAUGCAUCAAGUAAGAAUGUUUGUUUAUGCAAAAUUAUAAUUCCCAGUGUUGAAAU